AUGGCCACCCAAGUUUCCAAGGCAUCCACCUGCUGCGGCAAGAGUGACGUCUGCGUCUGUGCCAAGCAAGCAACCUGCAGCUGUGGCAAGCAGUCAGCUCUCCACUGCACCUGCGACAAGGCCGCCACCGAGAACGCCGUCACCGGACCUCGGUGCUCGUGCCGUGCCCGUCCGGCCGGUGAGUGCAACUGCGACCGCGCCGCCGCCGAGAACGUGACUCCUAGCGGAAACGCCUGCGCAUGUGGUGUCAGGCCUGCGGAUGCCUGCACUUGUGAGAAGGGAGGAGCCUCGGGCGUCUACGACACCGCCAACGAGACGGAUUUCACAACCAAGAAAUAA
This is a messenger RNA of Pyricularia pennisetigena, 339 nucleotides long. RefSeq lists its product as uncharacterized. The transcript has 3 exons. The record is from RefSeq and is a predicted model, not a curated record. NCBI's taxonomy places the organism in Eukaryota, Fungi, Ascomycota, Sordariomycetes, Magnaporthales, Pyriculariaceae. Bases 1 to 339 code for a protein of 112 amino acids.